This is a messenger RNA of Phragmites australis (common reed), 1504 nucleotides long. RefSeq names its product arogenate dehydrogenase 2, chloroplastic-like. Gene Ontology annotation, biological process: L-tyrosine biosynthetic process. Gene Ontology annotation, molecular function: arogenate dehydrogenase (NADP+) activity; prephenate dehydrogenase (NADP+) activity; NAD+ binding. Lineage: Eukaryota; Viridiplantae; Streptophyta; Magnoliopsida; Poales; Poaceae. The coding region runs from base 77 to 1201 and encodes 374 amino acids. The transcript has 7 exons. The record is from RefSeq and is a predicted model, not a curated record.
CCUGCCACCUACCGUACUUUCUCGCUUUUGCCGUUCCAGGACACCUCAAUCGUUCACUGGGGAAAUCAAUAGAACGAUGACGCGACACAUGGAACGAUCGAUGGCCUCCUCGCUUCGCCAAUUCGCCGGCCUCGGCUCCCCGGACGGCACCGCCGCAUCCAGCUGCUUCCUACACCGCUACUCCCCCAACUUCUGCGCCUUCGCGGCGCUCCGGCCGACCCGACCGGCCACCGCCGCCAAGACCCGCCUCCGCGCCGCUCCCGCCGAGCAGCAGCAGCAGCAGGAGGAGGCCACCCCGUGCCACGACCACGAGCCCCCCGCUCCGUUCCUGCGGGUCGGGAUCGUCGGGUUCGGCAACUUCGGGCAGUUCAUCGCGGGGGGCGUGCAGCGGCAGGGCCACGCCGUGCUCGCCGUCUCCAGAUCCGACUACUCCGCAUACUGCUCCCAGCACGGGAUUCGCUUCUUCAGGAGCGUGGAUGCGCUGUGCGAGGAGCAGCCGGACGUGCUACUGAUCUGCAGCUCCAUCCUGUCCACGGAGAGCGUCGUCCGGGCUAUCCCUUUCCACAAGCUCCGCCCUGACACCAUCGUCGCCGAUGUGCUCUCCGUCAAGCAGUUCCCUCGCAACCUGCUCCUCGAGAUUCUCCCUCCUGGGUUUGGGAUUGUCUGCACGCACCCGAUGUUCGGGCCGGAGAGCGGUAAGCAUGGCUGGGGCAAGCUCCCCUUUGUCUAUGACAAAGUCCGUGUUGCAGAAGACGGAGAUCAGGCAGCCAAGUGCGACCAGUUCUUGAGCAUCUUCGAGCAGGAGGGAUGUAGGAUGGUGGAGAUGUCAUGCGCAGAGCAUGAUCGCUAUGCCGCGGGAAGUCAGUUCAUUACGCACACCAUUGGGAGGGUUUUGUCACAACUCAACCUGAAGUCAACCCCAAUCAACACCAAGGGUUAUGAGACCUUGCUGCAACUUACUGAGAACACUGUAAGCGACAGUUUCGAUCUGUACUACGGGCUCUUCAUGUACAAUGUCAAUGCCACAGAGCAGCUCGACAACUUGGACAAGGCAUUUGAGAAGGUGAGACAGAUGCUGUAUGGUAGGCUCCAUGACUUGCUACGAAAGCAAAUUGUGGAGAGGGUCCCUGUGGCGGCGACCUCUUCAGGGAAGUUGAAAGAUGGCAGGUCCAGUGCUGCUGUGGCGCCUAUAUUCUUGUAACUACAAAAGAGAAGAAGGUGCAGCUACCCCCUGUUGCUGCUGUAAUCUCUGCUGCACUUCAACCAGUUGCUUCCAGCCCAGGGAAAUGCUAGUUCAUCUCCUUAACUGUUAUUUUGUUGUACGACCUGUAUGUGUGCAGUUGCCAUAGUUGUUAGUAUUCACGGAAGGAGUAAGAUCACGGAUCUGCUUUCGUCACUUGUUCCUGAUCUUUUCCACCCUUUCAGCGGGUCUGCCUGCUAACGUAAUCAUUUAUUCAAGAGAUGUGAUGGAAUACAAAUGUUCAUCUUACAUUGAGUAUAGAAA